This is a messenger RNA of Corythoichthys intestinalis (scribbled pipefish), 3545 nucleotides long. It is a transcript of the gene rassf8b, whose product is annotated as Ras association domain family member 8b. Gene Ontology annotation, biological process: signal transduction. The transcript is spliced from 9 exons. The coding region runs from base 646 to 1953 and encodes 435 amino acids. Lineage: Eukaryota; Metazoa; Chordata; Actinopteri; Syngnathiformes; Syngnathidae. The record is from RefSeq and is a predicted model, not a curated record.
AUUUUGAGGAGAAUCCAACUUACUGCCUGCUGGUUUUCGACUAAAACGGCAUGUUUUUCAACGUUCAAUCCAAAAUACCUGAUUUCCUGGUUUUGGAAUAUGGGUGCAAGAGACUUUUUGACUAUAAAUCCUACAGCUGCAAAACAGCGCCCUCUGCCACCGCUGCAUUAAAAACGCUCCGACUGAAAAGGUCCCGUCCAGUGCGGCGGUUGCUGUCGCUUUAACAGGUCCAUCAUGCCUUGCAGUGCCCCAGUUCUGUUCCCACGUAAUUUACAAGCCCCCCCCAACCCCCUCCCACACCGAUGUGCACGCACCAGUAGAGAGCGAGGGAGAAAGCGGGAGCGAGCCGCGAACCCCGACGCUCCGUGUCGGAUGUCCGGUGAGUGGAGCGAGCGAGCCGAGUGUUUACAUGCACAUGCGGCGGCGGCGUGACGCGCAUCGGCCCGCAGGAGACGAUCCCCCCCGGCCCCCCUUCUUCCUAUCCAUUCCCGCAAAGUAGCCUGAGCAGGGGACCGUUUUUCUUUAAAUCUAUAGGGGAAUAACCGCAUGGAGGGGAACAUGCGUGAGCAUAACAGGACACUGUGAGAAGAUGGCCAGCGAAUCCCUUAACACCCCCUUGUGGUGUGGAGGAAUGAGGGUGUCUGGAUGAAGGCCAUGGAGCUGAAAGUCUGGGUGGACGGCGUACAGCGCAUCGUGUGCGGCGUUACAGAGUUCACCACCUGCCAAGAAGUGGUCAUCGCGCUCGCUCAAGCCAUCGGUCGCACAGGCAGAUACACCUUAAUUGAGAAAUGGAGGGAAACGGAGCGCCAUCUCGCGCCCCAGGAGAAUCCCGUGGUGUCGCUCAACAAAUGGGGCCAGUACGCCAGUGACGUGCAGCUUAUCCUCCAGCGGACCGGCCCGUCCGUUAGCGAGCGCCCCCCGCCGGACGGGCUGGCCCGCGGGUCGGAGCGAGCUUUCUACCGCCAGAGCUUACCCCCACUGGCCAAGCUGCGCCCCUCGGGGGCCGAUCGUUCGCUCAAGCGAAGGGAGCCAAAACGCAAGUCUCUGACUUUCAGCGGAGGGGCGAGAGGUCUGCGGGAGAUCUUUGGGAAAAACAGAGAUGCCGAAGGCAAGAACACCCAGCAGCGCGGCGUAAGCUUGAACCUCAGCCGGGUAAUCAGGGGCGAAAGCGGUGGCGGGUCAUCCUCGGUGCCGAGCAGUCCGGCGCGAGAGCUGGGGCGACUGGUCCGUCUGCAGAGAGACAAACUGCAGGUUCUGGAAAGCCGUCUUCUGUGCUGCGAGGCCGAGCUGCGGGAAUGGGAGGAGGCCAGCGAGGAAGGAUGCCUGGAAGAGGAGCUUCUGCUCUUGGAGCAGCAGGUGAGAAGGAACGACGCCGAGAUGGACGAGGAGGAAUUCUGGCAGAACGAGCUGCUCAUCGAGCAGGAGAGCGAGCGGCAACUUCGGCAACAGCUGGCCGAGCUGCAGGCCCGGGUGCGCGACUGCGAGGCUAAGCUUUCCGAAUACUUAGCGCGCAUUCAGAGCAUGGAGGGUGGCCUCCAGCAAGAGCGUCUGCUGCAGGACGAUGAACUCAGUCACGUGAUCAAUGAAGAGGAGGUGGAGGCCCAACUGGAGAAAGUGACAACAGAGCUGGACUUGCAGAGCCAGCACACGGCUCGCUUGGAGAGCGGCUGCAGGGCGUUGGAACGCUCGCUCGGCCAGUCCGGCAAAAGACUUCAGGAGAAAGAGCAGGAGCUGGAGCAGCUGACUAAAGAGCUUCGGCAGGUCAACCUGCAGCAGUUCAUUCAGCAGACGGGCACCAAGGUCACCGUGCUGCCGGCACAGCCAACGACUGAGGACGACGACAACAACAAUGAGGAAGAUUGUGGAUCUCUGCGACGCCUCUUACCCAGCAAUCUUCACUCCCUGCAAAGCAGCACUUCAUCUGGUCUUAACCCGGAAGGCAUCUACGUUUAAACAAACGGUAAAAAUAUGUUGGCGGUAGGUUAGCCUGAUGUCAUGCGACCCCGAGUUGGACUUUUUCUGAACUACCUGUAGGACUUCAAGUGAUGUCAAUACGCAGUGCAUUUGCAACUUUUCAUAUCUAAUAUGUUUAACGAUUGUGUAUAUAGAUAUAUAUAUGUAAGGAGAAAAACAAGAAAAGUCAGGCCAGCAAAUGAACUUUUUUUCCUAUCGGAAUGCUAAGAAUCAUCAAUAGUGGAGAAUUUUAUCAGGAUGUGAAGGAUGCAUACGCGCACGAGCAUGCACAAGCAUAGUCGAAUAUUUGAUUGCCUUACUCUGAUGUGCUGGAACUGCGCAUCAAGUGAACUCAAGGUAGCUAGCGUCGAUUUCGCUUUUGGGGAGAAAAAAAAAAGGGUUUUGACCAAUUCAGGGGAAUUCGCAGCUGUCAAGAUUUCUUUUGUAUUGAUUUCAAGGAUGAAGAUAAAUGGAGGGAAGCUGGGAAAUGAUUUCCUUCCGUCGCGCGUCAACGAUUUAGGUUUGCAAAGCCGAGAGCCAUUAAUCUCUGCUUUUUGUUCCAGUCUUAACAAUUUCUCUUCGAAAUCAAGAAACGAGAGCGACGUCUGCCUUUUGUAGCCUGCAGGCGUGAACAUCCUAAAUUGGCCACUAGGUGGUAGCAAAACCAAGAUUAUGCAGUUUUUUGAAUGCUCACGCUCCAUUUUUAAUUAUGCAUCUUUAAUGUGUCUCUCGUGUUGACUAAAGCAGGGACUGUAGUAUUUUUAUUAAACAAAAGAUGUCUACAAUGAACCAAAGCUAGUGUGACAAAACAUGAAUAUAAAGGUUAGAUGAAUGUAUUUUUUUAUACAUGCGAGAAAGCAUCCAUUUGAUUCAAACAAGGGGAAAUGCAGUAUUGUAGUAGUACUAGUAGUGACUGACUGGGACACUGUAAUCUACUAAUAAGAGAAUAACGGCAUGCCUUACUCAAGAGGAAAGUGUAAAUAACAUCUCAGCUGCACUACUUUGAAAGUGUGCAUCGAAAAAAAAAAACAUGCAAAAACAAAAAAAUCAUUUUUGCUUUGAAUGAUCGUAAAAAAAUCAAGCCGCGGCAAAGCUGGGUUGUUUUCCCACAUGUACAAAUGUCGCCUGUUAUUGAUUUCUGUUGUGCCAUAUAUGUUGAUUUUCAAUAAAAUGUGCAAAUACUACACAAGUGAGCUGAUAUUGACUGAGCUUCGUAGCAAGAAGGUACUGAGUUUAAAGUGCGUAUGACGCAAAAAAACAUGUUUAUUUCAUAUUUCAUGCGGUCUUUUAUGCUCCUGAAUAAAAUGGACCGCUUGGAUGUGUGUGGAAGCUAUCGUUUUAAAUAUGGCGGAAAACACAGACAAGACUGAAAAAGCAGUUUGUGCUCUUGCACCCCUUUUUAAAAUAAACGGAUGUAUUUUAAGCCGAUAGAACAAUAUGUCUAUAUGCUGCCAUAGCAGAUUCAUGGAGCAUUAAGCCCCCGAGCUAUUUUUAAUUUGUCCGUAUUACCCUGGAAACCCCCGUUUACAGACGUCGCGCAACCACUUUUGUUUCAACCCAGCCAUAAAAAGAAGGUAAGUAAUUAUUAGGGU